This is a messenger RNA of Rhinolophus ferrumequinum (greater horseshoe bat), 1683 nucleotides long. RefSeq names its product protoporphyrinogen oxidase (gene PPOX). Gene Ontology annotation, cellular component: mitochondrial inner membrane. Lineage: Eukaryota; Metazoa; Chordata; Mammalia; Chiroptera; Rhinolophidae. Gene Ontology annotation, molecular function: protoporphyrinogen oxidase activity, oxygen as acceptor. Bases 144 to 1610 code for a protein of 488 amino acids. The record is from RefSeq and is a predicted model, not a curated record. Gene Ontology annotation, biological process: heme biosynthetic process. The transcript is spliced from 13 exons.
AAGGGCUGGGGGUGGAAGCGGCGCGGCCCGAUAGCGCGGGUGUGGCCCUUACCCGCCUUCCCGCGGAGCGCCGGCGGGAAGUCCUGCUCCUGCCCGCCACCUGGUCCUUCCUCUCGUCCUCUCGUCCCUCUCGCGGGCUCCCAAUGGGCCGGACCGUGGUCGUGCUGGGCGGAGGCAUCAGCGGCUUGGCCGCCAGUUACUACCUGAGCCGGGCUCCGUGUGCCCCCAAGGUGGUCCUGGUGGAGGGCAGUGAGCGUCUGGGAGGCUGGAUCCGCUCUGUACGAGGACCGGACGGUGCUGUCUUUGAACUUGGACCUCGAGGAAUUCGGCCGGCGGGAGCGCUGGGAGCCCGGACCCUGCAGCUGUUUCUCCUCUUCCCGAGGACGUGCGGAGAGCAGGUUUCCGAGCUUGGCUUGGGCUCAGAAGUGUUACCUGUCCGCGGAGACCAUCCCGCUGCCCAGAACAGGUUCCUGUACGUGGGCGGGGCUCUGCAUGCCCUGCCCUCUGGCUUCAGGGGGCUUCUCCGCCCUUCACCUCCCUUCUCCAAACCUCUGCUUUGGGCUGGGCUGAGGGAGCUGACCACGCCCCGGGGCAAAGACCCUGAUGAGACUGUGCACAGUUUCGCCGAGCGCCGCCUUGGACCUGAGGUGGCGUCUCUAGCCGUGGACAGUCUCUGCCGCGGAGUGUUUGCAGGUAACAGCCGCGAGCUGAGCGUCAGGUCCUGCUUCCCCAGUCUCUUCCGAGCUGAGCAAACCCAUCGUUCCGUGUUGCUGGGGCUGCUGCUGGGGGCAGGGCGGAGCUCGCAGCCUGACUCGGCCAUCAUUCGCCAGGCCCGAGCUGAGCGCUGGAGCCAGUGGUCACUCCGUGGAGGGCUGGAGAUGCUGCCCCAGGCACUCGCCACCCAGUUGACUCAUAGGGGAGUCAGUGUUCUCAGAGGCCAGCCAGUCAGUGGGCUCAGCCUCCAGGCGGAAGGGCGCUGGAAGGUGUGUCUAGGGAACCGCAGCCUGGAGGCUGACCAUGUCAUUAGUGCCGUUCCAGCAUCAGUGCUCAGCAAGCUGCUGCCUGCGGACGCUGCACCCCUGGCUCGUGUUCUGGGCACCAUCACUGCAGUAUCCGUGGCCGUGGUGAACCUGCAGUACCGACGAGCCCGUCUGCCUGUCCAGGGAUUUGGACAUUUGGUGCCGUCCUCAGAAGACCCGGGCGUCCUGGGAAUUGUAUACGACUCAGUGGCUUUCCCCGAGCAGGAUGGCAGCCCCCCCGGCCUCAGAGUGACUGUGAUGCUAGGAGGUUCCUGGUUUCAGACGCUGGAGGCCAAGGGCUCUGCCGUGUCUCAGGAAGCGCUCCGACGGCAGGCACAGGAAGCUGCUGCCACACAGCUGGGGCUGAAGGAGCCGCCAAGUCACUGCUUGGUCCACACGCACAGGAACUGCAUCCCCCAGUAUACGCUAGGCCACUGGAAAAAACUGGACUCAGCUGCCCAGUUUCUGGCCGCUCAGAGGCUGCCCCUGACUCUGGCCGGCGCUUCCUAUGAGGGGGUUGCCGUGACUGACUGCAUAGAGAGCGGGCGGCGCGCGGCAGCCCGGGUCCUGGGCUCAGAACCCAGCAGCUAAGCCUCACCCCACCCCUCCCUGCCCGGCUGGCAGGGCGUCUGUCACCCAUGAAAAUAAAAGUUGUUGGAGCACG